This is a messenger RNA of Microcebus murinus (gray mouse lemur), 2716 nucleotides long. Lineage: Eukaryota; Metazoa; Chordata; Mammalia; Primates; Cheirogaleidae. The record is from RefSeq and is a predicted model, not a curated record.
GGCGCGGGCGAGGCGCGGCGGGCGGCGGGCGCGCAGCAUGGCGGUGGAGGAAGAGGGGCUCCGGGUCUUCCAGAGCGUGAAGAUCAAGAUCGGUGAAGCCAAGAAUCUGCCCUCCUACCCGGGGCCCAACAAGAUGCGGGACUGCUACUGCACCGUGAACCUCGACCAGGAGGAGGUGUUCAGGACCAAAAUCGUGGAGAAGUCGCUCUGCCCCUUCUACGGAGAAGACUUCUACUGCGAGAUUCCUCGGAGCUUCCGGCACCUGUCGUUCUACCUGUUCGAUAGAGACGUCUUCCGGAGGGACUCCAUCAUAGGGAAGGUGGCCAUCCGCAAGGAGGACCUGCCCAAGUACCACAACAGGGACACCUGGUUCCAGCUGCAGCACGUGGACGCCGACUCCGAGGUGCAGGGCCAGGUCCACCUGGAGCUGCGGCUGAGCGAGGUCAUCACAGACUCGGGCGUCGUCUGCCACAAGCUGGCCACGCGCGUCGUGGAGUGCCAAGGCCUCCCCAUCGUGAACGGGCAGUGUGACCCUUACGCCACGGUGACCCUGGCAGGACCACUCAGGUCGGAAGCCAAGAAGACAAAAGUGAAAAAGAAGACCAACAACCCCCAGUUUGACGAGGUGUUUUACUUUGAGGUGACCAGGCCCUGCAGCUACAGCAAAAAGUCCCACUUCGACUUCGAGGAGGAGGACGUGGACAAACUGGAAAUCAGAGGCGUUUAUUUCCUCUUCGUGAGAGUGAGGACAAGUGUGCAGGCGGCUCCGCGGCCCCCAGGGAUCACGGCAGUGGGAGUUGACCUCUGGAACGCCAGCAACUUGAAGUUCGGGGACGAGUUCCUGGGAGAGCUGCGGAUCCCGCUGAAGGUGCUGCGCCAGUCCGGCUCCCACAAGGCCUGGUACUUCCUUCAGCCCCGGGACAACGGCAGUAAGAGCCCGAAGCCGGACGAUCUGGGGUCCCUGCGGCUGAACGUGGUGUACACCGAGGACCACGUGUUUUCCUCCGACUACUACAGCCCUCUGCGGGAGCUGCUGCUCAAGUCUGCCGACGUGGAGCCCGUGUCCGCGUCGGCGGCCCACAUCCUGGGCGAGGUGUGCCGGGAGAAGCAGGAGGCGGCCAUCCCGCUGGCGCGGCUCCUGCUGCACGCGGGCAGGGUGGUGGCCUUCGUGAGCGCCAUCGCCAGCGCCGAGGUGCAGAGGACGCAGGACCCCAACACCAUCUUCCGGGGAAACUCGCUGACGUCCAAGUGCAUCGACGAGACGAUGAAGCUGGCGGGCAUGCACUACCUGCACGUCACGCUGGGGCCGGCCAUCGAGGAGAUAUGCCAGAGCCACAAGUCUUGUGAGAUCGACCCGGUGAGGCUGAAAGACGGAGAAAACCUCGAGAACAACAUGGAGAACCUGCGGCAGUUCGUGGACCACGUCUUCCACGCCAUCACCACGUCCGGGGUGAGCUGCCCCACGGUCAUGUGCGACAUCUUCUUUUCCCUCCGGGAGGCGGCCGCCAAGCGCUUCCAGGACGACCCGGACGUGCGGUACACGGCCGUGAGCAGCUUCAUCUUCCUGCGGUUCUUCGCCCCGGCCAUCCUCUCCCCCAACCUCUUCCAGCUCACGCCGCACCACACGGACCCCCAGACCUCCCGGACCCUGACCCUGGUCUCCAAGACCAUCCAGACGCUCGGCAGCCUGUCCAAGUCCAAGUCCGCCAGCUUCAAGGAGUCCUACAUGGCCACGUUCUACGAGUUCUUCAACGAGCAGAAGUACGCGGACGCUGUGAAAAACUUCCUAGAUCUGAUCUCGUCCUCGGGGAGAAGAGACCCCAAGAGCGUAGAGCAGCCCAUCCUGCUCAAGGAAGGGUUCAUGAUCAAGAGGGCGCAGGGGAGAAAGCGCUUUGGGAUGAAGAAUUUCAAGAAGAGAUGGUUUCGCCUGACCAACCACGAAUUCACCUACCAGAAAAGCAAAGGGGACCCGCCGCUGUGCAGCAUCCCCAUCGAGAACAUCCUGGCGGUGGAGCGGCUGGAGGAGGAGUCCUUCAAGAUGAAGAACAUGUUCCAGGUGGUGCAGCCCGAGCGCGCGCUGUACAUCCAGGCCAACAACUGCGUGGAGGCCAAGGACUGGAUCGACAUCCUCACCAAAGUGAGCCAGUGCAACCAGAAGCGGCUCAGCGUCUUCCACCCGUCCGCCUACCUCAACGGCCACUGGCUGUGCUGCCGGGCGUCCUCGGACACGGCCGCGGGCUGCACGCCCUGCACGGGGGGCCUCCCAGCCAACAUCCAGCUGGACGUCGACGGGGACCGAGAGACGGAGCGGAUCUACUCUCUGUUCCUCACGUACAUGGCCAAGCUGGAGAAGAUGCAGGAGGCCUGCGGGAGCAAGUCCGUGUACGCCGGCCCCGAGCAGGAGGAGUACUCCACGUUCGUCAUCGACGACCCCCAGGAGACGUACAAGACGCUGAGGCAGCUCAUCGCCGGCGUCGGGGCCCUGGAGCAGGAGCACGCCCAGUACCGGAGGGACAAGUUCAAGAAGACGAGAUACGGAAGCCAGGAGCACCCCAUCGGCGACAGGACCUUCCAGAGCUGCGUCAGGCAGCAGUCGGAGACCUCCACGCAUUCCAUCUGACGUGCACGCCGCGAGGGGAGCAGGCACGAGGGCGGGCCGUGGCGCCUCCUCCCUGGGACCAGCGCAGCCACCGCACUGCCGAGCCACGCCGCCGGG